UGUUACAUUCAGUAGACAGAGGACCAACGAAUAGAAAAGACAAACCUGAUAAUUUUUUGUAAUCAUCUAUCAUCCGCCAUUAUUUACUCUUGUGACCGAUUCCACAGGGAAGCUUUGAAGAUUGAAAAAAUCAGAAAUCAGGGGCUUAAAUGGCGAGGAGACCGGACGAGGACUAUGAUUACUUGUUCAAAAUUGUACUAAUCGGCGAUUCAGGAGUGGGUAAGUCAAAUUUGCUAUCCCGAUUCACCCGAAAUGAAUUCUGCUUGGAAUCUAAAUCUACAAUUGGCGUUGAAUUCGCUACCCGUACCCUCCAGGUUGAGGGAAGAACGGUGAAGGCUCAGAUAUGGGAUACAGCUGGCCAAGAGAGAUACAGAGCCAUAACAAGUGCAUAUUACCGAGGUGCUCUGGGAGCUCUUCUUGUAUAUGAUGUGACAAAACCAACUUCAUUUGAAAAUGUGAGUCGAUGGUUGAAAGAACUUAGGGACCAUGCAGACUCCAACAUCGUCAUUAUGCUCAUAGGAAACAAGACCGAUCUCAAGCAUUUGCGAGCUGUUGCUACAGAGGAUGCUCAGAGUUUUGCUGAGAAAGAAGGCCUUUCUUUCAUUGAAACAUCUGCUCUGGAAGCGACCAAUGUAGAGAAGGCUUUCCAAAUGAUCCUUUCAGAGAUAUACCGUAUCAUUAGUAAGAAGUCCCUUUCCUCGGACGAGCCUGCACCAACUAGCAUCAGAGAAGGGCAGACUCUUGUCGUUGGACCUCAGGAGACCAACACUAAGAAAUGCUGUGCUGCUUCCUAAUGGCUUCUCCGUUUACCUCCCCAUGAACCCUCGAUCUGUUAAGCUUCCAUUUUGCAAUCUUUUGUUUUGAAUUUCUAGAUCAUUCAUCAAUUUAGAAUGUUUGGCAGUUGAUCGUAUAAUUACUGGGGCGUUCUUAGUGUAUAUGAUUGAAUGUGACAUAUUGACAGUUCUCGUUUU
Messenger RNA from Olea europaea var. sylvestris, 971 nucleotides. Its product is annotated as ras-related protein RABA2a. Lineage: Eukaryota; Viridiplantae; Streptophyta; Magnoliopsida; Lamiales; Oleaceae. Bases 150 to 794 code for a protein of 214 amino acids. Gene Ontology annotation, cellular component: endosome. The transcript has 2 exons. The record is from RefSeq and is a predicted model, not a curated record. Gene Ontology annotation, molecular function: GTP binding; GTPase activity.